AUGGACCUCAUCGACGCCAGCAACGCCCCUGUACCCAUCACCGUAGACCCCAUCACUGGCAACACCAUAUCCGCCAACGAGACCGAAAACGCGAUGGAGGACACUCAGAUGGCCGACCCCGAAGACCACACCAACGCGGCUGAUGACGAAGCCGAGGAUGAAGCCGAGGACUACUUCAUCGACAACAGCCCCACAUUCCACGACUUCACCACCCUCCCUCCAGACACCAAGGCCACAAUCACCCGCCUCCUGGCGUCUGCAGGUGCCGCUUGGGAAUUCCGCUCCAUGGCUACCCCGUUCCCAGUCCAGUACCUCCCCGAUCCAGACUGCCAUAACUGGGGUCUAGCACUCAUUUCUGCGCUCAGCCGUCUGGCGGAUAUGACACGCACUGGUUUCAAGUUGGAGGCGAUUGCGUUUGUCAUCAAGCACAUGAAAGAGCGGAAUGAUGUUCCUGGUAAUACUGAGGAUGAGAAUAUUGCUGCUUCGGUGGUUAUGGCUGGCGAUUUCGUGAUUCGGCUUGAGGACGUCAACUACAGCAUCCGCAAGAUGCGGAACAGGGUCAACAGCUACCGGCCUGCUCCACAAGGUCAGGGUCAGGGCUAUGGCCAUGGACGUGGGCGUGGCGGCUACCGCGGUGGCCGAGGUCGCGGUCGAGGACGUAGUGGUGGAGCGAGGGGACGAGGAGGUAUGAUGGGCUUCCACGGUUGA
Messenger RNA from Alternaria conjuncta, 708 nucleotides. RefSeq lists its product as uncharacterized. NCBI's taxonomy places the organism in Eukaryota, Fungi, Ascomycota, Dothideomycetes, Pleosporales, Pleosporaceae. The transcript has 2 exons. Bases 1 to 708 code for a protein of 235 amino acids. The record is from RefSeq and is a predicted model, not a curated record.